UAGUCAGAUCACCUUUCAAACUAUUAUAGAAAAAGAUUUCAAAGUCAUUGUUAGAUCUAAAUUCGGAGAAUGCUAAACAAAAAUUAUACGAAAUUUGGAUACAUCUUCCAGCCGUAAAAUCCAUUUUGUUUCGCCGUAAAAUGUGCAGCCCAUCGUGUAAAUCUUGCAAAGCCCCUCCCCAGUGUUCUCGAUGUCCUCCCAUGUGCUGUAGUCCUGGUAUCAGCUACUGUAUUUUCGACCUGGAGACUGCUGUUUUCGAUACCCGCCACGUCUACCAAAAAGCUCUCAUCGAUUUGGCUACCAGCUACAACAGAGUAAUACCGGAACUACUAAUGAUACAAAUCGGGCCGAUGGAGACGGCUGAGAUGGCGGAGCUGAUCUGCAGGAAGUUAGAUAUGCCGGUCAGUUGGGAGACCUUCCGAUACCAGCUUAAUGAACGAACCUCGGAGCUGAUCGCCAAUCCGCCGCUGAUGCCGGGAGUAGAGAGGCUGGUGCGGCACUUGUGCAAGUGCUGCAUGGGCCUUGGCCUGGUCACCUCCUGCUCGGAGAGUAGGUACUGCAGCAAGAUCAAGGACCGGGAGGAGUUCUUCGAGCACUUCUCCACAAUCAUCUUCGGGGACGACGCUGAGGUGAGGGCCGUCAAGCCUCAGCCGGAUGUGUAUCUGAUAGCCAUGUCGCGUCUGGGGGAUGCGGGGCCGGACUGCACCCUGGUCUUCGAGGGCACACCCCAGGGCGUCCAGGCUGCUAUCGACGCCCGUCUGCCGGUCGUCAUGUUAGCGGAGAGCACGCUGCCCUGCUGUUGGUCCGAGCUGGCGACACUGCGACUCGAGACUCUGGAAGAGUUUGACCCGGAGGAGUUCAACAUGCCACCGUACAGCUGCACAGAGCCGCCGCCCAGGAAGGUCAAGAGGAAGAGCCGUCGAAGCUCCCAGAUUUCCACCGGCAGUCGCAGCUCGGCAGCCAUAAGGGCGGCCGCCGAAGCCGCAGCUGCCGCGGCAGCCGAGGAGGGCGGGGAGGAGGAGCAGGAAGAAGCUGAGUAGCGAUUUUAUGAAAGUAAAAGUUGGAGGAUUUUAUCAUGUUGGAUCUUGGACAAAAUUAAAGUUAUUUUUUAGACAAGAGAUUUUUAAAGGAUUAAUAAAUA
Molecule: messenger RNA, 1141 nt
Organism: Drosophila bipectinata
Lineage: Eukaryota; Metazoa; Arthropoda; Insecta; Diptera; Drosophilidae
Product: pseudouridine-5'-phosphatase-like
Molecular function (GO): phosphatase activity
Source: RefSeq, a predicted model, not a curated record